This is a messenger RNA of Talaromyces amestolkiae, 1314 nucleotides long. RefSeq lists its product as uncharacterized. The transcript is spliced from 3 exons. Lineage: Eukaryota; Fungi; Ascomycota; Eurotiomycetes; Eurotiales; Trichocomaceae. The record is from RefSeq and is a predicted model, not a curated record. The coding region runs from base 1 to 1314 and encodes 437 amino acids.
AUGGCCUCCAAAUAUUCUCGAUCCCACGAAAACGAGGAACUCUCGCAGCUUGAUUUGACAAUGAACUCUGGAGACGAGGGCGAUGGCCCAAUGUUCGAUAACGCCACAGAAGAGGAAGCCGACUCAGCAAUUAGCUCAUUUUGGGGGAACAACUCUAGAAUUUCAACGGUACCCUCGAGUGGGCGAAUGCCUUUUCCUAUCGUUAUCCCUCAACGGCGACCCGGGCACAAACAGCGAGGUUUUAUGGCGGCCUAUGCGCCAGCACUAUCCGAUUUUGGCAUCAGCAAAGAUCAUUUUCACGACUUUAUUGACGCUCUAAAUAAAGCAAUCCGAGUUUCGAAAUGGGUUGCCGCCGUACAAAUUGCUGCAUUCGGCGCUUCUUUUGUCCCGAACCAUAUUUCCAUGGGAGUGACAGCAGCAGUGCAAUUAGUAUCAGCUGUAGCAGCAAAGGCGCAAAUUAGAUGGAAAGUGAACUCCUUUCUAGAUCAGGCAAACCGAGAAUUAUUCGGUCCUCGUGGGCUCUGUUGCCUGAUACUGAAAUACAACCCUAUCCCAGAGAAAGAGCAAGAAGAUAUCGAUGCAAUGAUAACCGCCUCAUCUUCGAAAAUAAAUCCUACGGUGCCAAAGACGAAAUGGCAAGAAAAGUUGAAAACAAACUUCCGCAAUCCCUUUUCAGCUACUACUGAAGGGGAACAUAAUUUGCCAUCUGAGAUUAUGCCACUCGUAUUUUCGGAGCAGGAUAAAGAGGAUAAACAGCCGAAAACAAAAGGCACCCUCUGGAACGAGGUGAACCGAUACCUGGAUAAACGUGCCCGGGCCGCAGCCGAAAACAGCAACGAUAUUUUAUCUGCAGCUCCAGAUGCAGGAUUUCGAAACCGUUUCCUUGAUCCUAACCAUCCCGCCACUAACGGAGGUCUUCUUGGCCUGCUUUCUGGUGGGCAUCUUACGAGGGACCCAGAAAAAGCAAAGCAAGAAGUCAACAAUAUGAUAAAUCAGCAAUUAGCUCUUCUUGAGGAGCAACGAAUUUCCCAGCUAGAACUGCUCCAUAACCAGUUCCAAGCCAUGGGUUACUCCGAUUUACAGAUGCAAGAAUUCACCGCAUUAUACGAACAACAAUUCGAACAACAGCGACAGCAAUUACAGUCCCAGAUUCUGGGGGCAAACACUUUGCCCCGCAAGAUAUCAAGGAAUGUGCUCUAUCUUAUGAUUGUGAAUCUGCCAAAUGAAGAGGAGAUAGAAAUUGCGAAAAUGGCUUUGUCAGACAAGGAAGAUGAUAGCAGGAGUCAACAUUCUGUAAUGAUGGUGAAUGUGUAG